UUGCCCGACAAACAAACAAUAGAAAAGCGAAAACAAAUGUCAUUUUCGAGGUUAUUGAGAGUCCAGAAUCCUGGUCUCUGUCUACUCUUCAAUUAUUCCCAACCUCUCACCUCUUCAUCUUCUUCUUCCUUACCUUUGACCAGAGACAGAGCAGCACUCACAUUCACAACGAAGGUUUCCUAUUCAUCAGACAUGGUGAAGGCAAUCAGAGUUCACGAACUCGGUGGCCCUCAAGUUCUGAAGUGGGAGGAUGUGGAAAUUGGAGAUCCAAAAGAAGGCGAGGUCCGUGUGAGGAACAAAGCCAUUGGGGUUAAUUUCAUUGAUGUCUACUUUCGCAAAGGAGUUUACAAAGCCCCUUCUUUUCCCUUCACUCCAGGUAUGGAAGCUGUUGGGGUUGUGACAGCUGUGGGUGCUGGACUCACUGGUAGGCAGGUUGGAGAUCUUGUAGCUUAUGCAGGUCAACCAAUGGGUUCAUAUGCUGAAGAGCAGAUACUUCCUGCAAAUAAAGUAGUCCCUGUUCCUUCGUCAAUUGACCCAGCUGUUGCAGCAUCCAUCAUUCUCAAGGGCAUGACAACUCAGUUUUUGCUUCGGCGCUGUUUCCAGGUUGAACCCGGUCAUACAAUUCUUGUCCAUGCAGCAGCUGGCGGAGUUGGAUCCCUAUUGUGUCAGUGGGCAAAUGCUCUUGGUGCAACUGUUAUAGGAACUGUAUCCAAUAAAGAGAAGGCAGCUCAAGCCAAGGAGGAUGGCUGUCAUCAUGUUAUAAUCUACAAAGAAGAGGAUUUUGUUGCCCGUGUCAAUGAAAUUACAUCUGGCAAUGGAGUUGAAGUAGUCUAUGAUUCUGUAGGAAAGGAUACAUUUGAGGGAUCUUUGGCAUGCUUGAAGCUUAGGGGCUACAUGGUAAGUUUUGGGCAGUCAUCUGGUUCACCUGAUCCGGUUCCAUUAUCUUCCCUGGCUGCAAAAUCCCUUUUCUUGACUAGGCCUAGUCUAAUGCAAUAUGUUGUCACUCGGGAUGAGCUGUUGGAGGCUGCUGGAGAGGUGUUUGCUAACGUUGCUUCUGGUGUGUUGAAGGUCCGUGUUAAUCAUACUUACCCAUUGUCUGAGGCUGCAAAAGCACACGAAGACCUGGAGAAUCGAAAGACAUCAGGAUCUGUUGUGUUGAUACCCUAAGACUCUCAGUUGUGUAUGUGUUAUACACCAAGUCCUUGUUUGCUUCCUCUUGAAAAGAACUCUUUAUUAUGAAUGAUAUUGCUAAUGUAUGUUGUUUACCAUGAAUCAUUGUACUUAAAUAAUGAUUUCUCUGUUGACUUUGGUUAAAGAGUACUUUUCUCAUCUUAGUAUCUUGACA
Molecule: messenger RNA, 1345 nt
Organism: Glycine soja
Lineage: Eukaryota; Viridiplantae; Streptophyta; Magnoliopsida; Fabales; Fabaceae
Product: quinone oxidoreductase 1-like
Exons: 5
Coding region: 37-1167 (376 amino acids)
Biological process (GO): cellular response to oxidative stress
Cellular component (GO): cytosol; cytoplasm
Molecular function (GO): quinone reductase (NADPH) activity
Source: RefSeq, a predicted model, not a curated record